Molecule: messenger RNA, 2047 nt
Organism: Drosophila kikkawai
Lineage: Eukaryota; Metazoa; Arthropoda; Insecta; Diptera; Drosophilidae
Gene: Mettl3
Product: methyltransferase like 3
Cellular component (GO): nucleus; RNA N6-methyladenosine methyltransferase complex
Molecular function (GO): mRNA m(6)A methyltransferase activity; mRNA (2'-O-methyladenosine-N6-)-methyltransferase activity
Source: RefSeq, a predicted model, not a curated record
AGUUUUUUUUCUGUUUGCUGCCACGGUCACACGAGCUCUUUGUAAAAAAAAAAAACUCGACUUUGUUUACUAUUUUGUUUACCGGCAAUUAAACGCUCAAUAAUGGCCGAUGUGUGGGACAUAAAAUCACUGAAGACGAAGCGGAACACGCUUCGCGAGAAGCUGGAGAAACGGAAGAAGGAGCGCAUCGAGAUACUCUCGGACAUUCAGGAGGACCUCACGAAUCCCAAGAAGGAACUCGUUGAGGCAGACCUGGAAGUGCAGAAGGAGGUGCUGCAGUCGCUCAGUGCCUGCUCCCUGGCCCUGCCCAUUGUGUCCACCCAGGUUGUAGAGAAGAUUCCUGGCAGCACCUUGGAGAUGGUCAACUUUAUACUGGGAAAACUAGCCAGCCGGGGUGCAAUCGGCAUACGGAACGUGACCAUCGGGACGGAGACCGGUUGCGAGAUCAUCUCGGUUCAGCCGAAAGAGCUGAAGGAGAUUCUGGACGACACCAACGACACCUGUCAGCAAAGAGAAGAGGAGGCGAAAAGAAAAAUGGCCGAUCUGGCGGAGAACGAGGAUGAGGAUCAGCCGCAGGAAAAGACUCCAAAACUGGACACCAGUGCGACGCGCAAGGAAUCCACCAGCCUUGACGCCCCCGACGACAUCAUGAUGCUUUUAUCCAUGCCCUCAACACGCGAGAAGCAAAGCAAGCAGGUGGGCGAGGAGAUCCUGGAGCUGCUUACGAAGCCCACAGCCAAGGAGCGAUCCGUGGCGGAGAAGUUUAAAUCGCAUGGCGGAGCGCAGGUCAUGGAGUUCUGCUCCCACGGCACCAAGGUUGAGUGCCUUAAGGCUCAGCAGGCCACCGCCGAAAUGGCCGCUAAAAAGAAACAGGAGCGCAGGGACGACAAGGAUCUACGCACGGAUGUAGAGGCGGGGACCAGCAGUAGCGGAAAGUUGCCAAAAUCUGCAGACUCCGUAGCUGAGGAUGGUGAGAUAAUCCCCGAGGUGAUCGAGGUCGAAUCGCAGGAAUCUACCGAUGGCAGCGAUACCUCCGGUAGCGAGACAACAGACAAGUGCACCAAGCUCCACUUCAAAAAAAUCAUUCAGGCGCACACGGACGAGUCGCUUGGGGAUUGUAGCUUUCUCAACACCUGCUUCCACAUGGCCACCUGCAAGUACGUUCACUACGAGGUGGACACCCUGCCGCAUAUCAACACCAACAAGCCGACGGAUGUUAAGACGAAGCUAAGCCUCAAGCGCAGCAUCGACUCCAGCUGCACGCUGUAUCCGCCGCAAUGGAUUCAAUGCGAUCUGCGCUUCCUGGACAUGACAGUUCUGGGCAAGUUUGCGGUGGUCAUGGCUGAUCCGCCCUGGGAUAUCCACAUGGAGCUACCCUACGGCACAAUGUCGGAUGAUGAAAUGCGAGCCUUGGGUGUGCCCGCUCUUCAGGACGACGGACUAAUCUUCCUUUGGGUCACAGGCAGAGCCAUGGAGCUAGGCCGCGACUGCCUCAAGCUGUGGGGCUACGAACGUGUGGACGAGCUCAUUUGGGUGAAGACCAACCAGCUGCAACGGAUUAUACGCACGGGACGCACUGGUCAUUGGCUUAACCACGGCAAGGAGCACUGCCUAGUGGGCAUGAAGGGGAAUCCCACUAAUCUGAACCGGGGCCUCGACUGUGACGUGAUCGUGGCCGAGGUGCGGGCCACCUCGCACAAGCCGGACGAGAUCUAUGGCAUCAUCGAGCGCCUCAGUCCUGGCACCCGAAAAAUCGAGCUGUUCGGCCGUCCCCACAAUAUCCAACCAAACUGGAUAACGCUGGGCAAUCAGCUGGACGGCAUUCGGCUGGUGGAUCCCGAGCUGAUCACACAGUUCCAAAAGCGAUAUCCCGAUGGCAAUUGCAUGUCCCCAGCAACGGCAAGUGCAGCGGCCAUUAACGGAAUUCAGAAGUAAGAUUUAAGGCAAUAUUAUUUGUACUGUAUUUGAAGAACUCCGGACAAGAGAGUCACUUCUACAGACUCCGAUUAAAUAAGGUAAAUUAUAAUAAUUAAAGCUUUUUUACGAA